AUGGCGGUCCUGUUUUGCAAUUGUUUCAGCUGCCCUCAAAAAGAUAAUUUCAUCCUGGAGGAUGAAAAUGUUGAGAAAUCAACAGAGAUGGCAAGGCAGACAGAAAGUGACGUUUCUCUUUCCAAUAUCAACAGGAUCAAAAAAGAACCACCAAGUGUCCUGAGGAAGCCCAUUGAAGAACAACCAUGUAGCAGGACAGCAAGCCCAAAUAUUGGUCAGAGACCUAAAGGAUUGUGCUCACAGCACCUUCUUGGGUGCUGCGUAGUCCAGUUUGAUUAUGUGGCACGAACAGGAAAGGAGCUGAGUGUGAAAAAAGGAGAACGCCUGGAGAUUCUCCACAAGGAAAUAGAUUGGUGGUUUGCUCAAAAGCUUUGCAGAAGUUCGAAAAGUGAUAAGAAUCAGAAAGAAAACGAACAGGGAUUUGUGCCUGUUCAGAUCCUAGCCAGAGAGGAGAGCUUAGAAGCAGAACCUUGGUAUUGUGGAGAAAUGACUCGAUUUGAAGCUGAAAAUCAACUCCUUUCUCCUAAUCGAAAUCACGGCUCAUUUCUGGUACGCAAGAGUGAGAGGAUACAAAAUUCAUAUGUACUAUCAGCUAAUGUAGAAAGAACAGUAAUACAUUCACUUAUUUCACACAAUGAAGCUGGCAGAUUUUAUUUGCACAGUGGUUCCGAGUUUGACUCUGUUCAUGAACUCGUGGAGUUUUACAAAAACAACAUGUUGUUUAGGGGUGUAAAAUUGAUGAAGCCAAGCACAAAGAAGGAGCCAGUCUUUCGUCAUUUGUCAUAUAACACUGUGGACGAGUGGGAACGGCCAAAAGCAGAAUUCACUUUAGUGAGAUGCAUUGGGUCUGGUAGCUACGGAGAUGUGUGGAAAGCAAUAUGGAAUGACAGUGUACACGUUGCCAUCAAAAUGCUGCGAGCAGAUGCAACAGAUCCCAAUAAAUUUCUGAAGGAAGCGCAAAUCAUGAAAAACUUGCAACACCCCAAUUUAAUCCGCCUGUAUGCUGUAUGCACCAGAAAGCAGCCAUUCUUCAUUGUCACGGAACUGAUGAGACAUGGCGAUCUUCUAAAAUAUUUAAAGAGGUAUCAUCUGCAAAUUCCACAAAUGAUAGAUAUGGCAGCACAGGCCGCUGCUGGGAUGUCACACCUAGAAUCCAACAAUUACAUUCAUCUGGAUUUAGCAGCAAGAAAUAUUCUUGUAGGAGACAACAAUGUUUGCAAAAUCGCAGACUUUGGCCUGGCAAGAUUGAUAAAGCAGGAAGAUAAUAUUGCCAUUCGAUUCACUGACAAACUUCCGAUUAAAUGGACAGCUCCAGAAGUUGUAAUGAACAGUGACUUUUCUGUGAAAUCUGAUGUGUGGUCCUUUGGUAUUGUUCUGUACGAGAUUAUUACAAAAGGGAAAAUGCCAUAUCUUGGAAUGACAAAUCGAGAUGCCCUGUUCAAAGUGGCUAAUGGCUACCGAAUGCCAUGUCCAGCAGGCUGCCCAGAACCUAUCUACAAUCUCAUGAGAGAGUGUUGGAAUGAAAAUCCAGAUGAUCGACCAUCAUUUAAAACAUUGAAACUACAAUUGGAAGACUUCCUCACCAUCAAUUUUAGCACGUACACAUUGCCCUUCUCAGAGGUGAAUAAGACUUUAAAUGAGACUACUACCAAAACAUAA
Molecule: messenger RNA, 1659 nt
Organism: Callorhinchus milii (elephant shark)
Lineage: Eukaryota; Metazoa; Chordata; Chondrichthyes; Chimaeriformes; Callorhinchidae
Product: tyrosine-protein kinase SRK3-like
Exons: 8
Coding region: 1-1659 (552 amino acids)
Biological process (GO): protein phosphorylation; cell surface receptor protein tyrosine kinase signaling pathway; cell differentiation
Cellular component (GO): extrinsic component of cytoplasmic side of plasma membrane
Molecular function (GO): non-membrane spanning protein tyrosine kinase activity; signaling receptor binding; ATP binding
Source: RefSeq, a predicted model, not a curated record